UUAGAGUGGGUAUACAGAGAACUCCUGGUUCAGUACGUCCUACACCAAAUUCCACAAGACGUUCAACCAAUAAACCGAAUAAUAAAUGUAAAGAUUCAGUAUCGAUGAAAAAGCAAUCCCCGCAAGAUUUAUUAAGACAACUAACUCGAGAUGUUCCUAUUAGAAUAGAAGUUUCAAAUUUUGAUUCUGAUGAAAUUGAAUCAAAGAAAGAAUUGUUGGAGAAUAUGGAGCAACAUGUACAAAAUAAUAUCCAAAUACAACAAUCUACCAAAGAUGAUGAACUAAUGGAUAUAGAAACGCAACUUCAUGACAAGAUAGAUUAUAGUGAAGAUGAAAUUUCAAAUUGUUUGGAUCAAAUAACCGAAACGAUGGAAUUUACUGGAGAAGUAAUCACUGAUCGAAAGGAUAUAGGAAUUGAAUUUAAUAAUCAAGUUGAAAUUCAACCGCCAAACCGGCUCGUCGAGACUUCAGGAGGGAAAUGAACUUGAUAACUUUUGGUUGGGAAGGAAUUUAAAUGAUUUAAAUAAUUUCACUUUUGAAAAUAAUUUCGAAAUAAACGAAAAUUCUGAACGAAGAAACAGAUUGCUCAACGAGUUACUUAGGAGUUCGUUGGAUAAUCAAGCUGAAAAUGGUUUGGAAAAUUAUUUAUCACACGAUUCUUUAGAGAAUCAGAGUAAUGAGAGAGUUCAA
This is a messenger RNA of Rhizophagus irregularis DAOM 181602=DAOM 197198, 690 nucleotides long. NCBI's taxonomy places the organism in Eukaryota, Fungi, Glomeromycota, Glomeromycetes, Glomerales, Glomeraceae. The record is from RefSeq and is a predicted model, not a curated record.